This is a messenger RNA of Penicillium longicatenatum, 2238 nucleotides long. RefSeq lists its product as uncharacterized. Gene Ontology annotation, cellular component: Golgi apparatus. Gene Ontology annotation, molecular function: protein binding; GTPase activator activity. The coding region runs from base 1 to 2238 and encodes 745 amino acids. NCBI's taxonomy places the organism in Eukaryota, Fungi, Ascomycota, Eurotiomycetes, Eurotiales, Aspergillaceae. The record is from RefSeq and is a predicted model, not a curated record. The transcript has 4 exons. Gene Ontology annotation, biological process: intra-Golgi vesicle-mediated transport; endocytosis; endoplasmic reticulum to Golgi vesicle-mediated transport.
AUGCCGAAUGGCAUCAGUAAGCGCCAGCAGCAGCGCAAUGAGAAGGCCCUGGCCGAGUUGAUCCGGACCGUCCCUGGCAAUGACCGGUGUGCCGAUUGUGAUGCCCUGACCCCAGGAUGGGCGAGCUGGAACAUGGGUCUCUUCCUGUGCAUGCGGUGCGCCGCAAUCCACCGCAAGUUGGGCACACACAUCUCCAAGGUCAAGUCUUUGUCGAUGGAUACUUGGUCUGCGGAACAGGUUGAUAACAUGAAAUCCCAUGGCAACCUUCUUAUGAACAAGAUCUACAACCCCAAGAAUAUAAAGCCGCCAGUUCCGACCGACAUUGACGAGGCCGACUCAUGCAUGGAACGGUUCAUACGACAGAAAUACCAGUACCGGUCGUUGGAGGAUGGCAAGCCCAAGCCUCCUAGCCGGGAAGACUCUAGUUAUACCAAGCGACACGAAUCGAGACGCGAUGAAUACAGCCGUGAUGAAUACCGACGCGAUGAAUCGAGACGGGCUGCAUCACCGGACAGAUCCCCCGAGGGUUCGCCCCCUCCACUCCCGCCGAAGUCAGGCAAGUUUUUUGGGUUUGGACUUCGGUCAUCCUCCUCGACCUCGAACCUUCGUCGAUUUGGAACCAAGAGGGGGUCGCCGGCCAAUGACCAGCGGCCCUGGUCUCCGCCACCCUCAAAUAAGAUCACUGGGAUGGGAGCACCGGUUGCUGAUGUGACGACUGCCUCGUUGGAAGCGAAGAUGGCAGCGCUGCAGGAGUUGGGUUUCACCAACGACCGACGCAACGAGAUGGUCCUCAAGGGUCUCAACGAAGAUUUGGAUCGGUGUGUUGAGACACUGUCGAGACUAGGCGAAGGAAACCCCGACUUGAUCCGGGCCUGGGCUGCGAAGAAGACAGCUCAAACAAGAGCAGUAUCCGCCACAGUGCCUGCUGUCGCCGUUUCUAGGCCAGAAACGGCAAACAACCCUUUCGAUAGGGCUGUCUCGAACCCUGUUCCUCAACAAUCGCAGCCUGCGCAGCCCACACAGCCGAGUUCGUACAACCCAUUCGACCAGUUCACUCAGCCACCGCAACCUAUGCAUACGCCCCAGUCGGCUCAGCCUUUGGAGAACUCUUUCCAGAAUCUCCAGGUAUCCCAGCCCUUGUUCCCGCACUCCACUGGUGGAUAUCCAAGCCAAGCUAGCUCCAUGCAGCAGCCUGCAUACCAGCAACCGUAUACCCCGCCGGUGACAGCAACGUUCUCUCAGGGUGCUUAUGUUUCCUCACCCCAGCCUGUGGACAACAACUAUAAUCCAUUCUUUCAAACAGCGCCUCAGCCGCAGGGCGGCAUGGCCAGUCAAACUUAUCCCAACCCGAGUGCCGCGCAGAACAAUCCAUUCUUUAACACAACUGCGCAAACCCAACCACAACAGCAACAGCUAGCACCGCCGGUGCCGACAAUUACGGUGCCUCAUCCGCCUCAACAUGCAAAUACUAUGCCAGCGAUUUCAUCCAAUUCGCCAUUCGGCACAUCUCCUUUUGGAUCAACGCCUCAUUUCCAGCAGCAGCAGCAGCCCCAGCAAGUUCAAAAUGCUGGCCAGGGUUCUUUUAAUCCUUUCCAGCAGUCCAUGGGACCGCCAACCCCACAGAGUGCAGGUGGUUAUCCGAAUGGCCUCCCGAACCAAUACCACCAGCAGCAACCACAGCAAUUGGCACCCCAAGCCACUGGCCACAUGGAUAAAAACAGCAUUCUUUCUCUCUAUAACCUCGCUCCCUCGCCCAGCAACGGAGUUCCCCCACUUCCGCAACAGCCCCAGUCUCAAUUCCAGCCCAACGCAGGAAUGAGCCCUCUUCCGCCACUUACGCACUCUCUCAGCUCCACUCCGCAGACCCAGCCCGGAUCCAACAUCCAAACCCCACAGCAGAACACUGCAACCCGAAACCCAUAUGGGCCUACUCCCGGCUCCGGCGCUGGUUCGGGUCUAGCCGCCCAAGCAGGCGUGAAUUACCAAUCUUCCGGAUUGGGCAUCGGAAUGGGUGCCAACGGCACCGCAGCCUCUGCUCCCGCUCCCGCUCCUGCUUCGGCAAUGGGAAUGGGCUUUGGCACUUCAAAUCCCUAUGCCUCUAACCCUAGUCCCUUUACUUCGGUAAACCCGAACAUGCCUAGAACGCAUAUGAGCCAGCCAAGCGUCGAUAUCAACGGACUGCAGAAUGGCCGACACAGCCCAGAUGCUUUUGCCAGCCUGAGCGCGCGCUAUGGUUGA